CUGCCCAGCUCUCGCGUGCGCCAUGUCUGGUCCUUCCAGCGUCGCUGCUAUGAAGAAAGUGGUUCAACAGAUCCGGCUGGAGGCCGGGCUCAACCCUGUGAAGGUUUCCCAGGCAGCUGCAGAUUUGAAACAAUUCUGUCUGCAGAAUGCUCAACAUGACCCACUGCUGACUGGAGUAUCUUCAGAUCCCUUCAGACCCCAGAAAGUCUGUUCCUUUUUGUAGUAAAGUGAAUCUUUGCAAGGUUUUCUAAACCACUUUUCAUAAACCGGUGAAUAUUCAAAGGAAAGCUGAAUUUGAAGUCAGUACAAAAGCCUGUCUCUAUAACACGUGCCAUGCUAUACAAACUUGUAUUUUUGUCAGUCCUUAAUAUCUACCUCUCGGAAUAUUCAUGAAUUUCUGUUUCACAAGGGUAAUUGUUUUACAUACACUGGCAGCACCGUACAAUAAAAUACUUAGUA
Molecule: messenger RNA, 459 nt
Organism: Balaenoptera musculus (blue whale)
Lineage: Eukaryota; Metazoa; Chordata; Mammalia; Artiodactyla; Balaenopteridae
Product: guanine nucleotide-binding protein G(I)/G(S)/G(O) subunit gamma-5-like
Exons: 1
Coding region: 23-223 (66 amino acids)
Biological process (GO): G protein-coupled receptor signaling pathway
Cellular component (GO): heterotrimeric G-protein complex
Molecular function (GO): G-protein beta-subunit binding
Source: RefSeq, a predicted model, not a curated record